Messenger RNA from Aspergillus clavatus NRRL 1, 1050 nucleotides. RefSeq lists its product as uncharacterized. The record is from RefSeq and is a predicted model, not a curated record. The transcript is spliced from 3 exons. Lineage: Eukaryota; Fungi; Ascomycota; Eurotiomycetes; Eurotiales; Aspergillaceae. The coding region runs from base 1 to 1050 and encodes 349 amino acids.
AUGCCUCUAUCAAAUAGUCAUCUAUUGGGGAAGAAGUCAUGGAACGUCUACAAUCCAGAAAACAUCGCUCGCGUCCGGCGCGACGAAGCGCAAGCCAAAGCCAGAGAAGAGGAAGAAGAACGGCACAUGCAAGAGAUUGAUGCCGAGCGCAGAAUUCAGAUCCUCCGCGGCGAACGGCCCUCUACCCCACCACCACCCCCGCGCUCGGUGCGGUCCGACUCACGACGUGACAAAUCUCAUAGGGAAGAUAUUGGAGGACACAGGAAGCGGAGGCGACUGGCCGGGGAAAAUGACACCGAUCGAGAUAUCAGACUUGCAAGGGAGGAUGCCGAGAUGAUGCUUACGAAGCGGGAGGAGCUCGCUGCGCCCAGGACCAGCGACGCACCGAUUCUGGAUAGCGCGGGGCAUAUCAACCUGUUUCCUACCGAGGUGGCACAAAAGCCCACGGAGAAGAAUACAGAUGCCGAAAAGGAGCGGGCUGAGAAGAACCGGAGUUACGAAGAUCAGUACACUAUGCGCUUCUCGAAUGCAGCUGGAUAUCGUCAGUCGGCUGGGCAGAAGCCGUGGUACUCUGCUUCCGGCAAUGACGUUUUGGCACCUGAUGCCAUGCCUGAGAAGGAUGUUUGGGGUAACGAGGACCCUCUGAGGCAACAAAGAGAGAGGGCCCGGUUAGAUGCCAACGACCCGCUUGCGAUGAUGAAGAGAGGUGUUCGUCAGUUGAAGUCGGUCGAAACUGAGCGGAAGAAAUGGAACGAGGAAAGAAGUCGAGAAUUAGAAGCUCUGAGGGCAGCGGAGAAACAACGAUUGCGUCAUCGGAGAAGACGUUCGCGGUCCCGAUCGCCGGCGUCUAGUUGGAUGGAUCUGACAGACAUCACGAAGAUUCAAAAAGGGCGCAUCGGCAUCGUCGACGUCAAAAUCAUCGAGAUAGGAGCCGCGAACGUUCACGCCGGCACCAUCGUUCUCGGUCUCCUUCGCGCCAUCACCGCGAUCGUCAUGAUCAUGAGCGAAAGAACUACUAGGCAUGCUCAUGAGACCCAGUCGCGUGAAUGA